AGCAAUAUUAUCUCUCUAUAUAUAAUGGCAGGCAAGUGUAAUUUAGCGAGUGUUCUAGGGGGAUUUUUGGUAUUGACACUGUUACACAACCCUCUCAACGUUUCCGGUCAAAAUAUCCCGGCGGUGGCUUUGUUUACCUUCGGUGACUCCAACUUCGACGCCGGAAACAAACAGACUCUCACUAAAGCAAACGUUGCCCAAGGUUUCUGGCCGUACGGUAAAUCUAGAGAUGACCCUAAUGGCAAACUCUCCGACGGUUUCAUCACUCCUGACUUCGUCGCAAAAUUCAUGGGGAUUCCAAUCCCAAUCCCGGCGGCGCUUAAACCGAACGUCAAUGUCUCACGUGGAGCUAGCUUCGCCGUUGCUGAUGCUACUCUUCUCGGAGCUCCGGUUGAAUCUCUGACUCUGAAUCAACAAGUGAGGAAAUUUAACCAAAUGAAAGCAGAAAACUGGAAUGAUGACUUCAUCAAGAAGUCAGUGUUUAUGAUAUACAUUGGUGCUAACGACUACUUGAAUUUUACCAAGAACAACCCUAACGCAGAUGCGUCUGCUCAACAAGCUUUCGUCACUUCCGUGACCAACAAGUUAAAGAAUGAUAUCAGCUUGUUGUAUUCAUCAGGAGCUAGUAAGUUUGUGAUCCAAACCCUUGCACCAUUAGGUUGCUUACCCAUAGUCAGACAAGAUUACAACACUGGAAUGGAUCAAUGCCACGAACCUCUCAACAACUUGGCUAAACAACACAACGAAAAAAUCGGACCGAUGUUGAACGAAAUGGCUCGAACUGCUCCUGGUUUCCAAUUUACCGUCUUCGAUUUCUACAGUGUCAUUCUUCGUAGGACGCAGAGACCCUCCAACUACAGGUUCUUCGUGACGAAUGCAUCGUGCUGCGGAGUUGGGACACACAAUGCUUAUGGUUGUGGUUUACCUAAUGUGCACUCCAAGCUAUGCGAGUACCAACGAUCUUACUUAUUCUUCGAUGGACGUCACAAUACCGAGAAGGCACAAGAAAGUUUUGGUCAUCUUCUUUUUGGAGCCGAUCCAAAUGUGAUCCAACCAAUGAAUGUCCGCGAGCUCGUUGUUUACCCAGUCGAUGAACCUAUGAGCGAGGUUUGGCUACCUACAACGUCAGCCACGGUCCAAGCCAGCGACUCUAGCUCGUCAGCAAGCCGCGGUUACGAGUUCUACUGAGUCUCUAUAAACCAUAUAUGAUUCUCACAAAAAUCGGAUUCGUAAUGUUCUUAGUUUGUAACUUCUUUUUCAUCUUGCUCGAGUGAGUUUCCAACUAAAAUAAAAGAUUGAUCA
Molecule: messenger RNA, 1302 nt
Organism: Brassica oleracea var. oleracea
Lineage: Eukaryota; Viridiplantae; Streptophyta; Magnoliopsida; Brassicales; Brassicaceae
Product: GDSL esterase/lipase 22-like
Exons: 4
Coding region: 25-1188 (387 amino acids)
Biological process (GO): endoplasmic reticulum organization
Molecular function (GO): hydrolase activity, acting on ester bonds
Source: RefSeq, a predicted model, not a curated record